AUGACAAUAAUCACAAAGGGCUCGAUCCGAAGAGAGGAGUGCGAUGGAAAAGUGGCCGGGAUCAGUACGACACCAUACACGGGACGUUCCGUGAAAGAAGCGAACGACUAUGUUCGCUGGUAUAUUCUCUUCACCCUCCUCAUCUUCAUCUCAUUUUCCUCGAUAUUUUGGAUACCGGCAAUUCCGGUUAUUCGGAACUACUCUAUGGAGAUUUUCCUGUUCUUCUGCGCCCUCCUUCACCUCGCCUGGUUCUCGGCAGUGAUCAACUCCUGUCGAUAUACCUGGAGAAUGCGGCGAUUCAGAUCUCAUAAAAUUGAUUUGAAACCGACGACCGAAUCGAAAGAAUGGACGAUAAAGCACUUUGUCGGGAUUUGUAUUUACAAAGAACCGCUGCAAUUGCUGAUCGACACCAUCGAGAGUGUGGCUUCCCAAAAUGACGCUGGGGGCAAGAUUUCGAUGUUUAUCGGGAUGGAGGAGGGGACACCGGAUAGGGAACAGCGUUUCCUCGUCGUCUCCCACCCCAAAAACCUUCCCGGCGACAUCCCCGGCAAAUGCUCCAAUCUGAAUUUUGCCGCCCGAACUGCUUGCGCCUAUUUCUGCCAGGCCAUGCGCGAAAACACGAAUAAAGUGACGAUGGCGAGGACUCAAAUUCUGGUGACCACCGGGGACUGUGAUUCGGUAUUUGGCCAACGGUACUUUGACGCGUUGGAGGAGGACUUUUGGAAGACGAAACAAGAGGACCGCAGUCGUACAGUCUGGCAAAGUCCCCUCUUCUACGCGAUGCGCCUCGAGAAAUCGCCAUUUUUCGUCAGAGUCACUGGCCUGAUGCGCUCAUUUUUCAUGAUGGGCUUCCUGAUCCCGUGGAACAUCAACACAAUGUCAAUCUUCUCAUUGACACUCGAAUUAUAUCGUGACGGAGAAUUCACCCAUCCCGGAUAUCAAAUGGAAGAUAUUAUUGCGUUGAUCAGAUGGUCAUUGGCUGUCAGGAAGAGGUGUAUCAUCAGGGCUAUCCCCGUUGCCACGCUGUCUGGACCCACUUCCGGCGACAACUACUACCACGAGUGGUUCGAGUGGGCCCGCCAGAUCCGUAGAUGGACGAUCGGAGCCGCCGAGGUGUUCCACUAUUUUGCCAUCAAAAGCCGACGACUCCCUGUCCACGUCGCUCUCAUCUUCUCAGCCGUGUUCAUCUUCUACUAUGGGUUCAUGCUGUGCAUUUCACCGCUUUAUUCCAUUCUCGGAGCCACUAUUACGCCAAAAAUGAUGCACGUCUUCGGGGCGGAGAGCCCGCUUUUCGAGGGCAACAACAUUUUCACGUGGAUCAACCUGGGCCUGCUCGGGCUACAGUACUUCUGGUUCCUCGUCGUCUUCCUCAUUAAUGCGCUCUGUGAAGCGGUACUCCCACCGUACUCUGGCCGCACCAAAAUCGGCUUCUUCCGCAGCUUUUUCCACUGGAUUAUGUGUGUUCCGACAAUCGUCAUGUAUUGUCUUGUGGAAUUGGACGCUUUCUUAGAGGUGUCAAUCCGUGGAAAAGCCGUCUGCUCUCACAGCGCCUCGAAAAAAGACAACCUCGUCGUCCCCCCUCCGACCGCACCGCAGCCGCUACACGUCGAAACGCUCCACGAAAUC
Mesorhabditis spiculigera is the source of this 1626-nucleotide messenger RNA. NCBI's taxonomy places the organism in Eukaryota, Metazoa, Nematoda, Chromadorea, Rhabditida, Rhabditidae. The record is from the annotation of a GenBank genome assembly.